GUCGCAACCUCCAUUAUAUUCACGGACAAGCAGGUCAGAGCAUCAUCAUCCAUUCAUCCUCUUCUAUCUUCAGCAAUUUUUGACAAAUCUUCUGGCCUCCCAAGUCCCACCCCUUUAAUCCCUCAUUUUCAUACUUUGCAGGCACCAAUGGAUCAAUUUUUUCAGUCAGAUUCUCACAAGAAACCCACCACCACCACCACCCACCCUCAGAAGCACCACCAACCAUCCAACAGUGAGCUCCUCGCCAGCGCCAAGUUGGUGGCUGAGGCAGCCCAAGCAUCGAUGGGAAAUGAAACCAACAAAGUUGACAAGGCCAGGGUCGCUGGUGCCGCUGCUGAUCUCCUAGAGGCUGCCUCUCACUACGGAAAAUUGGAAGACAAGAGCUUCGGCAAAUACAUAGACCAGGCCGAGACUUAUCUCCACCAGUACAACUCCUCCCAUUCCUCCACCACCACCGGUAGUUCUGGCCACUCAGCAUCACACGCAGACGGUGGUGAUGGCCAUUCGGCUCAUUCUGGAAGUGGGUACGGGGAUUCCCAUAGUUCUGGCCACUCGGCCAGCACCACAUCUCACGCAGAUAGUGGUGAUGGCCACUCGUCCCAUUCUGGAAGUGGCGGGUACGGGGAUUACCUCAAGAUGGCUCAAGGUUUCUUGAAGAAAUAGUGAUUCCAACUGCUUUGCUGUAUUUUCAUUUUCUUGUCUUUUCCCCGUUGUAUGUUCUAUCUAUUCUGUACUUUUGUGCUUUGCUUUGUGGAUUUUUAGCCUUUGGAAUUUGGAUUGUAGUUUGACUGAAACAGAUCUAGUUAAAGUCUGUAAGAAUAUGUUCAGUGUGCUAAUCUCCGAUUUAGCCCAACAUGUAUUUCUCUCUUAUCUCAGAUUGCAAUAUCAGAUUAGAUCUAAAACUAGCA
This is a messenger RNA of Alnus glutinosa, 908 nucleotides long. Its product is annotated as nodulin-related protein 1. Gene Ontology annotation, biological process: response to heat; regulation of abscisic acid biosynthetic process. Lineage: Eukaryota; Viridiplantae; Streptophyta; Magnoliopsida; Fagales; Betulaceae. The transcript has a single exon. The record is from RefSeq and is a predicted model, not a curated record. Bases 148 to 663 code for a protein of 171 amino acids.